Messenger RNA from Seminavis robusta, 2462 nucleotides. The record is from the annotation of a GenBank genome assembly. NCBI's taxonomy places the organism in Eukaryota, Bacillariophyta, Bacillariophyceae, Naviculales, Naviculaceae.
AUGCCAUCCAUGACGACGCUGGAGAGAAUGGAAAAGGGAGAUGGUUCUGUGGCCGGUUCUGUAGACAAUGGGCACAGCCUCCCCAGGCAUCAUGAUAUGGAAGGAGAAACGGUCAAAUCAUCUGGGGCAAGACGAACCAUAGUUCUUGCAGCUUUUGUGGUAGUGCUCAUCGGUAUUGUAAUUGGGUUGACAGUUGGUUUUGUUACCAAAGAUGCCGGCCAAGAAGAUUCCAUGAAGGCUGCAUCAGCCUCUCAAAGCCAGAAUUCUGCUCCCGCCAAUGGAGGCAGCGAUGCGGCAAUUGAAACACCAAGCACCGAACAGGGAACUGAGAGUUUUGUGCCAGAAUCGGAAGAGGAAGCAGAAGUCGAGGGAGCUGAAGAGGAAGAAGCACCGCAAACCAAUGUCGCGGGAACCGAUGCACCACCCACGACAACGACGCAAAGCGUGAUGCCUGAGAAUGAAAGCACUUCACCGGAAACUCCAACACCAACCACCGAACCCCCGGUUCCUGAUUCAGGAAAUGAGGUGUCAAACAAUGAUAGCACUACAUCCCCAGCGGACACCACCGCUACGACUGCUCCGGAAUCCCCAGAACCCAGUACGAGUACCAGGCAAGGGUUAAUUAUUGACUAUCUUGUGGAAAAGGGCAUCUCGGAAAGGUCUCAGCUAGAAACCGAGGGUACCUACGCCAACGAAGCAUUGAACUGGAUAAGUACCGACGACCAACUUGUGUUGGCGGUGCCCUUGAUUGAAACCUCUGAAACAUCGGUGCUUCGCAAUUCAACUGAUGCAACGGAGGAAGAAGCAUUUGUAUUCCGGUAUGUAAUGGCGGCUCUUUACUUUGCAACGGCAGGGGACAAGUGGACCAAUUCCAUGAACUUCUUGAGCCCCAAACCCACUUGUGAAUGGUAUGCACCCGUCAAUGGGAUCCCUGAAGGAGUUGGGUGCACUCCAAACGGACACGUUGUCAUCCUCUUUCUCGGUAGCAACAAUCUUAGGGGUAACCUCCCCUCAGAACUCGGGUUCUUGAGCAGUCUCAUCAUGCUUGAUGUGGAUAGGAACUGGCUCGGUGGAGAGCUACCGGACUCACUCCAGUCACUAACAGACCUCGAACAUCUCCACUUGGGAUCAAACGGCCUUCAGGGCUCUCUGCCCAGCUGGAUCACAACAAUGUCUAGUCUUAGAACGAUCAACCUAGGCUACAAUACCAUGGAUGGACCUCUGCCCACUGAGCUUACGACCAUGCCCAUGCUCGAAGAACUGGCCUUGGACCACAACAUGUUUGAAGGGGAUAUCAAUGCCAUGUUCAGUUCGACAGUCGCUGGAUUGUCUCCUUUCAAGGAUCUCUACCUGGAUUCCAACACGUUCUCUGGACCACUUGACGAGAACUUUCUGGCUGGCGUGGAUGGGCUAAUGCAACUGGACAUCAGCGACAAUUCGUUCAGCGGAACUGUCCCAACUCAGAUCUUCAGCUUGCCUACAUUGCAAGUUCUGGAUAUCCAUGACAACGCCUUUACAUCCUUGCCCGAGACCUUCCCCGCCAAUUGCACCAUUGAGUUCUUUGCUGCCCAGAAGAAUGCUCUUGCAGGUUCCAUCCCCGAAUCGAUUGUGGAGCUUUUCGACCUUAGCCAUCUGGACUUGUCUCAAAACCAGCUUACAGGUACCAUCCCAAGGGCCAUCGGCGAAGUCCUUGUCGGGCUCAACUACUUGUUCUUGGCAGAAAACAGUUUCACCCCGGGUCCAAUCCCAUUCACAAUCACCGGCCUCUUCCGUCUCAAGGAACUGUCGUUGAAAUCCACCGCCCGAACCGGCGCUAUCCCCAACAUUCUUGGUCUACUUUCAGAGCUAGUCUUUUUGGAUCUGGACAACAACUCUCUCGAAGGAUCUGUGCCAUCCGUGCUUGGAUCGCUCUCCAACUUGCAGUUGCUGCUCUUGAACCGAAACAAACUCACCGGGGAAGUUCCCAGUGAACUUGGUCAGUUGUCCCAGCUGCAAGUCUUGUACUUGGAGGGCAAUGCAUUCACAGGUGGUUUGAAUGCUACUUGUGCCACCGUCCCCCUUCCCGAAGACAGGGAACUGGAGAUCAUUGCUCAAUGCGACCUCUGUGACGCUCAUCCAGGCUGUUGCACCAAGUGCUGCCAAGAAGGAGAGGGCUGCAAUACCAAGAUCCACGUAGCAGAUCUGGAUCCAGUUUGGCAGCUUGAUUAUGAACGAGAUGACUAUACAUUGCACGCAGAAGACUGGUGGACGGCUCGGUAGAAGAAGAAGAAGAGGAUGAAAGAAUUGUCUUUGUACUGUAUUUCAUUGUGCAGCCACCAACCUUGACAGAACCAGAUUAAUCUGCAGGCAGCUUCCUGUAGGGAGUGGAAGGAUGCCGCCGGCAAACACCGUAGCUUAGGAGAAUGAGAGACAUGCAAAUGAGGCGGCCAUUAGUUUGUUUGUGAACUAACCUAUAUAUAAUA